AGCAUUAGCACUAUUUUCUACCAUCGAUUUAAAAUGCAGAACAACUGUUACUUAGACAAAGUGACAUUAAAGCAGAAGUUAAGCAAUACUGAGUGAGGAGGGGUCUCAUACCAAACUGGCUUACCAGAGAAGAUCAAGAUGAGUCUACGGAAGCAAACCCCUAGUGACUUUCUAAAACAAAUCAUUGGAAGGCCAGUUGUCGUAAAAUUAAAUUCUGGAGUUGAUUAUCGAGGUGUCCUGGCUUGCCUGGAUGGGUAUAUGAAUAUAGCUCUGGAACAGACAGAAGAAUAUGUAAAUGGACAAUUAAAGAACAAGUACGGGGACGCGUUUAUCCGAGGAAAUAAUGUAUUGUACAUAAGCACACAGAAGAGGAGGAUGUGAAGAUGCCAGAAGGAGGCUGUUUUGUACUUGUGAACCUCUUCGAAGUGAUGAGCCCUAUUUGAUUUGUAGUUAAUAAUCCACAGGUGAAAUACACAAGUGUUUAAAUAUUUUUUUUAAAUAAAUAUAAACAAGUGUAAACUUCCUGAAUGUUUUUGUUUCAAAGCAUUGCUUUGUUCCACUGUACAGGAAAAAAAAAACUAAUAAAAGAGAAGCAUGUAAUAGUGCUGCAAGACUAA
Molecule: messenger RNA, 617 nt
Organism: Gymnogyps californianus (California condor)
Lineage: Eukaryota; Metazoa; Chordata; Aves; Accipitriformes; Cathartidae
Gene: LSM6
Product: LSM6 homolog, U6 small nuclear RNA and mRNA degradation associated
Exons: 4
Coding region: 139-381 (80 amino acids)
Biological process (GO): mRNA splicing, via spliceosome; maturation of SSU-rRNA
Cellular component (GO): P-body; nucleolus; U4/U6 x U5 tri-snRNP complex
Molecular function (GO): RNA binding
Source: RefSeq, a predicted model, not a curated record